CCAGUUAAGAGCCUUAUGACAUUGGAGACAGUGGCAAACUUGAGUAUGGUUUACUAUAUGUUUUUGGUUGGCCUAGAGACAGACUUUACCUUAAUACUACGUGCAGGGAAGAAGGCCUAUAGUGUUGUCCUAGCCGGUUUUGCCGUUGCAAUGCCUGUUGGUUAUGGCUUAUUUUAUAAACUUCAACCUAAGGCAUCCAACCAUGGUGGUGCAAUCUUCUGGGCUGUUGCUCUAGCCUGCACCAAUUUCCCGGACCUUGCUCGAAUCCUCGCAGAUGUCAAGCUGCUACGCUCAGAGUUUGGCCGGACGGCCUUAACCUCAGCUCUUAUCAGUGACUUAUGCUGUUGGGUUUUCCUGGUAGUGGCAAUGGCAUUGCUUCAUCAGGGAAAGUACUUGGCACUGGGUUCAACUAUUGCCUUCAUAAUUUUCUGUGUGUUUGCAUUGCGUCCAGCUCUCAAAUGGAUAAUUCGCCACACAGCAAAAGAAGACAACUACAAUGACUUCCAUGUAUGUUUUGUUUUGACUGGGGUCAUAGUGUGUGGAUUCAUUGCUGAUGCUUGUGGUGCUCAUUCCAUUGCUGGGGCUUUCAUGUUGGGAGUUAUUAUGCCAAAAGGGGACCUUACAGAUACAGUUAUGGAGAAGGUUGAAGAUUUUGUGUCAGGGAUUUUGAUGCCUGUUUUCUUCUUAAUGGUUGGGCUCAGAGUCAGAAUUGGAAAAAUUACCUAUGGCACUAAUUCGGCAAACGCUUUUUUAGUUAUUGUCCUAACUUUUAUACCCAAGAUUUUCAGCACUUACUGCAUAUCUUUUCUGUACGGCAUGCCAGCACUGGAUGGUCUGUCUCUUGGACUACUAAUGAACACCAAAGGCUUGUUGUCCCUUAUUAUUCUUUGCACCGGACGGGACUUAAAGGCUUUGGACAACCAAACCUUUUCAGUUUUGGUGCUUGCAUUCUGGCUUAUGACACUUGUGGUUGGGCCUAUCCUUGCAUUCACUUACAAGCGCUCAAGGCGUACCAGGCACUACAAGCGCAGGACCAUACAAAGCACAAACCCAGACACUGACUUUCGAAUACUUGUAUGUAUUCAUUCCAUGCGCAAUGUUUCUGGCAUGAUUAACCUCCUCCAGAAUUCUAAUCCCACUCAACUAUCCCCCAUUAACGUCUUUGCUGUCCACCUAGUCGAGCUCACAGGACGCUCUUCCGCCAUGCUAAUUGUGCAUGACACCUACAGCUCUACAAACAAAGGACGCUCUAGAUCAAACUCUGAUGGCAUUGCAAGUGCCUUUGAAAGCUUGGAGAGCCACAGCAAUAAUGUUUCUGUCCAGCCCUUAACAGCGGUGUCUGCUUAUGACUCAAUGCACGAGGAUAUUUGUAGCUUAGCUGAGGACAAGCGUGUGACACUCAUAAUCAUUCCCUUUCACAAACAACUAAGCAUGGAUGGUGGAUUGGAGGAUUCUAACCCCCCUCUUAGAGGAGUUAACCAAAAUGUGUUCGCAAAUGCACCUUGUUCUGUAGCUAUCUUUGUGGAUCGAGGACUUAAUGCGUCCAUGCGCAGAGAGUCCAACCAUGCUGGUCAUGGACAACGCUUCGCCAUGCUCUUCAUUGGCGGCCCCGAUGAUCGGGAGGCAUUGGCUUAUGCGUGGAGGAUGUCGGGGCAUUCCAGUGUCAGCUUAACGGUGGUGCGAUUUGUUUCAGGUUGGUAAAAUACUAUACAUAGAAUAGAACUUAAUAUCAUUCCACACACAAAAAAUAUACAGAUUUUAUUGAGAUGUAAUAACAUUGAAAAGCAGCUAGACGAUGACUAUCUAGAAAAGUUCAGGCAAGACACCAAGUGCAACCCAUCAGUUACAUACAUGGAGAAAUUGACGAAUAAUGGGGAAGAAACUCUGAAAACAAUAAGCACAAUGGAGCAUCAUGAGUAUGAUCUAUACAUAGUAGGAAGAGGGGAAGGAAUGGAGUCACCAUUGACAUCUGGGUUAACGGAGUGGAGUGACUGUCCAGAACUUGGAGCUUUGGGGGAUUCAUUGGUGUCUGCAAGCUUCACAUCAAAUGUAUCAGUUCUGAUAGUGCAACAACACGGUGAAGGAAGUAGUGGAGGAGGAGAGGAACUGGGUCAAGUUGGGGUUGAAGAAGAACACACUGGACGUCUAAAAGAGCAAUUUGGGCACAUGACAUGGCAGCCUCCUCCGAGAGAUAAUGCUGAUAAAGAACCUUUUGUACCUCGUGCAGCUCAAUAUAAUGAAGACGAGUAUUGA
Messenger RNA from Quercus robur (English oak), 2253 nucleotides. Its product is annotated as cation/H(+) antiporter 15. Gene Ontology annotation, molecular function: antiporter activity. The record is from RefSeq and is a predicted model, not a curated record. The transcript has 5 exons. NCBI's taxonomy places the organism in Eukaryota, Viridiplantae, Streptophyta, Magnoliopsida, Fagales, Fagaceae. Gene Ontology annotation, biological process: regulation of pH; proton transmembrane transport. Gene Ontology annotation, cellular component: endomembrane system; membrane.